UCUGUCGUUAAGCUCGGCGUUCGAAAGGUCGGAAAAAAUACCAAGUCCGGCAACAACACGAUGCUGCCCAUUGUACGGUACGCGGCGGCGUACUGCGUUGUUGCCGUUUUAUGUCGCGCGGCUGUAGUGGCAGGUGAGGAAGAUGCGGUAUACGAGGACCGGUCUGAAAGUAGCGAUGCGUACGAGGUUACCGAUGAGUCGGAGAGGCGGUUUUCUCGGAAAUUCGUGGUGAACGAUUACGAUCUGAGCGUGCUGAGUAAACAAGUGAAGGCGCUGGUGGAGAGGAGGACGGAGGAUUUGAGGAGUAUCGAGGAGAACGUGAGGAAGACGGUGUUUAAUGGGCCGGAGGUGGAGGAGUUGAGGGACCAAGUUCGAAGUUUGAGAUUAGAAAUCGAACAACUUCGUUCCGGAGUACCACCCACACCCCCUCCCCAAACCAAAAACGACAAACUCACCCUCAAAUGGCUGUCCAACGCCCUCUACGAGGUGAAGUCGGAAAUAUCCGAGCUCCAAACCACCCUCAACGGCUCGGUACUGCUCAGCGACAGGGAGCGGCACGAGAGCAAGAUGAAGCUGUUCAAGAGCGACAUCUCGAAUUUGAACGAGGAACUGGAGAGGAUGCGCGUGAGGAACGCGCAGCAGGAAGCCGAUCUCAGUAUCCUGAAGAUGGAAGUGGAAACGUUGAAGGGAGACUUGCGGAGUGCGGCUGCUGAUAAUGGACAAUUGAAGAACGAGAUGCAAAGCCUUCAGGCGGAAUGGAACAACAACUGGAAAGCCAUCCAAGACAUAGAACUUCAAUUACCUGUUUCCAACGAUACACAUUCCCGUCAUCAGAGAAUUCUACGUAAACACUUACUCCGUUUGGAAAGAGUCACGAGACUUCUACACAAAGAAAACAUCUCACUGAAGAACAGACUGAUCAAGGUUGAGAAAGGAAUGAGCCUAAAAGAAAACACUGACAGUUUUGACAGAAUCAACGGAAACGAUAUCCAAAACUACAUAGAAACCAAUCAGAUUCAACCUCUGUAUGACGAUAGGAAAGAGAUUCUUUGCAAACGAUUUACCAACUUAAGCGAACAACAGAUCAUCAAUACCAAGUCAAUAGCAAAUUUAACUAAACAAAUGAUCAACUUCGACAAGCUACACAUGUCAAUGCUGGAGCUGUUGGAGAACGUGGAAACUUUGGAGAACAAAGUGGACAAGGCUUUCCCAGAAUUCCGUAUCGAGAUUUCGAAGGUUGAAAAUCAGGCGAUCCAAGUCUCUUCUGACAUAUCUUUGUUGAAAGAAGAUAGGAACAACAUUAGAGAUUCUAUGAAAGCUAUUAGUUUUUCUGUGUCGAAAUUGCAAGAAGGCGAGGCUGAGAAAAACGAAAGAAUUGGAAAGAUGGAAGAACAUUUGAAAGUUAUGGAAAAGAGCGCAGUGGUGCAGAAUUCCAGACUGCAUGACCAUAUUCUAAAGGAUGAAUCGUCCUCAAUCAACCUCAACGCCACCAAAUCCACCAUCCACCUCGUCGAGGAACUCAAGAGCUUCGAGAGCGAGUACAAGAGCAUCGUGAACAAGCUCCCCAGGCACUGCGGCUCGGUUGACGGUCCCAAAGGCAUCUACCUCAUCUCCCCAGGCGACGGUGAACCCAUCCUGGCCCACUGCGAGGACGGCUGGACCACCAUCCAGAAACGCUACGAUGGCAGCGUCAAUUUCAACAGAAACUGGAACGAAUACAGUAACGGUUUUGGUAGCUCAACCGGUGAACACUGGCUGGGAAACAGAAACCUACAUCAGCUCACCAAAGACAACUGUACAUCGCUGCAGAUCAACAUGAAGGACAUCUAUGGAAAAUACUGGCAAGCCUCGUACGACCAUUUCACCGUCGCGGACUUCAGAGAAGGUUUCAGGUUGGUCGUUUCCCAUUACCAUGGUAACGCUAGCGAUGCCAUGGACUACCAGAACAAGAUGGAGUUUUCCACUGUAGAUAAUGAUAGAGAUAUCUCCAACACGCAUUGUGCCAGUAAUUACGAAGGUGGCUGGUGGUUUUCGCAUUGCCAACAUGCUAAUUUGAACGGAAGGUAUAAUUUAGGAUUAACGUGGUUCGACAGUUCAAGGAACGAAUGGAUUGCUGUGGCACAAAGCGAGAUGAAAGUUAAAAGGAGAAACGUUUGUUAAGAUUUGUUUUGAGUGGGAAAAUGAAUAACAGUUAUGAGGAGUUACCUAAAAGUUCAUUCGAAGAAUGGCAGUUAUAUUAAGAAGAAUGGAUGGUUAUUGAAAAACUUCAUAUAGAUCAAAUGAUCUAGAUUGAUGAAAAUUUUCAAAUAAGUGUAAGAUUAUCGUUACUUGGAAAUUGAAUAUCAUUUUGAGUUCAUUGUUACUCUAAUAGGUAUUUUAUAUUAUAUCUCUGAUGUUUUGUUUCUAUACGAUUUUAGUCAUAGAUAAGAAUGACUUGUUUCAAUUCGAGAAGGAACUCUAGAUAGAUCAAGCGAUGGCUUACAAAGCACUACAGGGUGACCCAGUGUUUUUUGCUUAUGACUGACCCAUUUUUUAUAAAAAACUGCUGGUAAUAGUAUCACACAUUUAAAAAACAUACAGGGUGAUUCAAACAUAUUUUUCACUGAAAUUGCAUGUUUUAAAUAACAUUUUAAAAACAGAAAAUUAGCAGACUAGCGUCGAUUUUUGAUAUACUAAAUGAAAUUUACGUUCUUUAUUCGUAUAAUACAGGAUGUUCCAUUUAAAUUAGUGGAUUAAAAUAUAUCCAGUAUUGACUCACCCUGUAUAAAUCAUAGAACCUAGUAUAUUUUUACACAGUUUAAUACCGGGUGCGUCUCAAAAGUGGCUCACCCAUAUAACUUUUUUAUUUUUUCAGAUAUAACGAGAUUUGGU
Sitophilus oryzae (rice weevil) is the source of this 2871-nucleotide messenger RNA. Its product is annotated as protein scabrous. The record is from RefSeq and is a predicted model, not a curated record. Bases 61 to 2160 code for a protein of 699 amino acids. The transcript has 4 exons. Lineage: Eukaryota; Metazoa; Arthropoda; Insecta; Coleoptera; Curculionidae.